This is a messenger RNA of Brachypodium distachyon (stiff brome), 1550 nucleotides long. Its product is annotated as probable protein phosphatase 2C 55. Lineage: Eukaryota; Viridiplantae; Streptophyta; Magnoliopsida; Poales; Poaceae. Bases 163 to 1305 code for a protein of 380 amino acids. The record is from RefSeq and is a predicted model, not a curated record. The transcript is spliced from 4 exons.
CGUCCCUUUCGGCCCCGCCUGGUGAGCCGCCUCUCAUCCCUCCUUCCUCCCUCCUUCACCCGAGGCUUUAGGGUUUCCCUCCCUUUCUCCCCGGUUCCACCUCUCCCAUCUCACCGGAGUAUCUCUCCGGCGGUGUACUGGGGCGCAGCUGGACAGGGCAGGAUGUCCCCGGCGCUAGCACUGAGGCGCGCGGCCGCGUGGCUGCUCCGAGCAGGCGCCGGCGCGCCGAGGGCCGGCGCGCUGCCGGGCCUGGGCGGCGCCCGGGCCCCGGUGCUCGGGGAGGCGGGCCGGUUCCUCGGGAUUUGGGGAGGCCCCGCGGCGGGUGGCGGCGGUGGCGCCGGGUCCUGGUGGUUCCGGUGCGCCGUGAGCAGCGUGCCCAGGCCGGGCCUGCUUGUGGAGCAGCUGCUCGUCGGGGGCGUGCGCUCCUUCGCCACCGGGGCUGCCCCGGAACAUGUGUCCUUCAGUGCCGCCGUCCGCGAAGAGGGCGAUUCACAGUCUGAGAAGCCCGCGGUCACCUCAGAUAAGAAUAUGUUAGGGGAUAGGUCCUUGAAGCUUCUUUCAGGGUCAUGUUAUCUACCGCAUCCAGAUAAGGAAGACACUGGUGGUGAGGAUGCACAUUUUAUUUGGGAUGAACAGGCUAUAGGAUUAGCUGAUGGUGUUGGUGGUUGGGCUAGCUAUGGUAUCGAUGCAGGUCAAUAUGCUAGAGAUAUUAUGUCUCAUGCAGUAACUGCAAUAGAGCAAGAGCCUAAAGACUCUAUCGAUCUUUCAAGAGUAUUAGAAAAGGCCCAUCGGAACACAACCGUGAAAGGUUCAUCUACUGCAUGUAUCGUUGCUUUGACAGAUCAGGGAAUACAGGCAAUUAGCCUUGGUGACAGUGGCUUUAUACUCAUAAGAGAUGGCUGCACAUUGUUUAGGUCACCUAUACAGCAACAUGAUUUCAAUUUCACCUACCAACUUGAGAGUGGCAACUCUAGUGACUUGCCUAGUGCUGCGCAGGUGUUCAUGGUACCCGCUGCGUCUGGUGAUGUACUGGUUGCUGGAACAGACGGGUUGUUCGACAACCUGUACAACAACGAGAUAACAGCCGUGGUGGUCCACGCGACCCGAGCUGGCUUGGAACCUCAAGUGACAGCUCAGAAGAUAGCGGCGCUGGCACGGCAGCGAGCCCAGGACAAAGGCAGGCAGACGCCGUUUUCGAGCGCGGCCCAGGAAGCCGGGUACCGGUACUACGGCGGGAAACUGGACGACAUCACCGUCGUGGUCUCAUACAUAACUGCUUUCGGCACUUCACAGCCGACGGAUUAGAAGAGACGCCACGCAUCCGUCGUCUGAGGCGCCACCUCCUCCCUCUUUUUUGUUCUGUAGAUUCCCACUGCUGCCUUUCUAGUUUCUGUUUUUUCUUACUAGACUGUAAAUCUAGCUGGAUGCUGUAUUGUUUGUAAGUAUCUCCUUGGGUGAGUUGCAGGCAGUAAACCGUAUUCUGGAAGAAGAUAGUAGACUGGAAUCAAAUAUAGCAUUCUCUACUGAUGACAGGGAUGCUUGGCGUCGAA